Messenger RNA from Gastrolobium bilobum, 2091 nucleotides. RefSeq names its product signal peptide peptidase-like 2. Bases 111 to 1742 code for a protein of 543 amino acids. Gene Ontology annotation, molecular function: aspartic endopeptidase activity, intramembrane cleaving. The transcript has 14 exons. Lineage: Eukaryota; Viridiplantae; Streptophyta; Magnoliopsida; Fabales; Fabaceae. Gene Ontology annotation, biological process: membrane protein proteolysis. Gene Ontology annotation, cellular component: lysosomal membrane; Golgi-associated vesicle membrane; lumenal side of endoplasmic reticulum membrane. The record is from RefSeq and is a predicted model, not a curated record.
AAGUUGAUUACCCCAAGACGCAUCAGCCAAAGGUCCUUCUAUUUCUCUCUCUAUCUUUGUUUCAGCUGAGAGUUGGUAAUGGAUUCAUAAAUCUUGUUCAGAGUGCAUCCAUGGCUUCGGAGAAGAUUAGCUUGAUGGUUGUAUUUUGUGUUGUAAUUCUGCUUCUCCGUGAUGCUCCUUCUGUGAUAGCCGGAGACACAGUUCUCGACGACGAUUCAACUCCCAAGAAGCCCGGUUGCGAGAACCAGUUCGUUCUGGUAAAAGUGCAAACUUGGGUCAAUGGGGUAGAGGAUGCUGAAUUUGUUGGUGUGGGUGCCCGAUUUGGCAGAGCCAUUGUAUCUAAAGAGAAAAAUGCUCGGCAUACACGCCUUAUUCUUUCAGAUCCUCGAGAUUGUUGCAGUCCGCCAAAGAAUAAGAUUGUGGGAGAUGUUAUCAUGGUGGAUCGAGGCAACUGCAGAUUCACAAAAAAGGCAAAUACUGCACAAAAUGCUAAUGCUUCAGCUAUCCUCAUCAUAAAUAACCAAAAAGAACUUUACAAGAUGGUUUGCGAACCUGAUGAAACUGAUUUAAACAUACACAUACCUGCUGUCAUGCUCCCACUAGAUGCAGGUACAAGGCUGGAAAAAAUGCUGAUGAGUAAUUCAACUGUGUCUGUGCAACUAUACUCACCACUUCGACCAACUGUUGACAUAGCAGAAGUAUUUCUUUGGCUGAUGGCAGUUCUUACCAUAUUGUGUGCGUCAUAUUGGUCAGCGUGGGGGGCCCGAGAAGCAGCUAUUGAACAGGAUAAGCUAUUUAAGGAUGCUUCAGAUGAAGUCCCAAACACUAAAGAUGCAGGUGUUAGUGGAGUUGUAAAUAUGAACGCGAAAGCUGCAGUCCUUUUUGUUGUAGUUGCUUCAUGUUUCCUGUUUAUGCUUUACAAGCUGAUGUCGUCGUUGUUCAUUGAGGUUUUGGUUGUUCUCUUCUGUAUUGGUGGGGCAGAGGGCUUGCAAACUUGCUUGGUUGCUCUUUUGUCAAGGUGGUUCAAGCAUGCUGGCGAGUCAUACAUUAAAGUACCUUUCUUAGGAGCUAUCUCAUACCUGACUUUGGCUGUUUCUCCAUUCUGUAUAACAUUUGCCGUUCUCUGGGCAGUUUUUCGCAAUGAAUCAUUUGCCUGGAUUGGUCAAGAUGUUCUUGGAAUUGCACUGAUAAUCACGGUUCUACAGAUUGUACAUGUACCUAAUCUCAAGGUUGGUACAGUUCUUCUCAGUUGUGCCUUCGUGUAUGACCUCUUUUGGGUGUUUGUAUCGAAGAAGUUUUUCAAGGAAAGCGUGAUGAUUGUGGUUACCCGAGGUGAUAAAAGUGGAGAAGAUGGUAUUCCAAUGUUACUGAAGUUCCCGCGCAUUUAUGAUCCAUGGGGUGGUUACAGCAUUAUAGGUUUCGGUGACAUCCUUUUACCAGGAAUGCUGGUGGCAUUCUCACUCAGGUACGAUUGGCUGGCAAAUAAGAACCUUGCAAGUGGAUACUUCUUGUGGGCAAUGUUUGCAUAUGGCUUUGGUCUUCUUAUUACCUACGUGGCACUAAACUUGAUGGAUGGGCACGGCCAACCAGCACUACUAUACAUCGUUCCAUUUACCCUUGGGACCUUUCUGACAUUGGGGCUGAAGCGAGGAGAUCUGAAGGUUUUGUGGACAAGAGGAGAACCACAAAGACCCUGCCCACAUAUCAGACUCCAACACAGUGAAGAAUUAAACUCUGAAUGAAUACUGUAACUUGGACCUGUUUUGAUAUGAUAUGAUAUGAUAUAUUGGGUGUAUGUAAUGCAUGGCUGGCUGAUCUUCCGGAACUCAAAGGGCUUAACACCAGAGUUGAGUUGUAUGAAACUAAUCAGGGGCAGACUUAUAUAGAAAUAGUCUAUAUUUAAUGUAGAGUUUGUUUAGAAAAUUCUACAUGAUAGAAAUCUCUAAUGUCCUUCUCCUAUUAUGAUAUGAGCAGCCUGGUUUACUCUCACUGUCAUACUACCCAUGAUUGUCUAUACUGCAAUUGUAAUUCAUCUGUUGUGCUCUUGGAUUAUAUCAUUACAAAGAAUGAAAAACACAAAAAUAAUUGUCU